CUCUAGGCACGCCUCAUGUUAAUGUAGGACGUGGUAGCGUAUACGCGACGUCACGUAUCCUUCGGAAGUCUUUUCAAAGGCGUCCUUUCGCGAUGCGUGCUACAGCAUGGCUAACAAAGCAGUAGACACUACAGAGCUGCAUUAUACGUGCCAAGGUUUUCGAGAAGAUCGCGCAGCUACGACGCGUACGAGGACCGUAGAUAUAUGUAGUCCGUGAGGGGGAGGAAGAAAGGGGUUUCAGAAAAAGGGGUUGAGAGGACGGUCGGUGAGGAUUGAUUGGGUCAUCCCCUCGGCAACCGAUGGACAAACACAAAUAAGCUGACCAUCAACCGGGAAAGCGCUCCUGUCCACCCUCAGUGUCCCGAGCACGCUUUUCCCCUUCGCGAUAUCUGUCGAUUUGUUUUCGCGUGCGCCACCUCCCCUCGCCCGCCCCUCCUACUCGGUGAUCGCGUCGUGACACGUAGGGACGUCGCACCGCAUCCUGUGGGACAAACGUAGUCGACAUGAAACUCCUGCUCCUGGUGAUCGCGAUCCACUGCGCGACUUUCUCUCGACGUGGGUACGAAGUUGCCGAAGCACAACAGGAUCCAGGGGGAACGUCGGCCAAUAGGGAUGUCAGACCCGUUAAUCUCUUUAUCGUGAACGACGUGACUAACGACAUAGCCAACAAGAGCGUGAUAAAUGCCCUGAAGACUCUGAGAGAUAAGAAUCCAGGCUGGAUAGGAGAGGUCUCCACUGUGCUGAUCAACGGAUCCGAUCCGAGAGAUACAUUGGACAGACUCUGCGCCGCUUGGGAUUUGGCGCUACGAGCAGGAAGCACCAAAGUCCCAGACUUGGUCCUGGACACGACCAAGUCAGGUUUGGGCGCUGAGACUGUCUGCUCCUUCACGGCAGCUCUGGGCUUGCCCACUCUGUCCGCUCAGUACGGUCAGCAAGGUGAUCUACAGCAAUGGGAGAAUUUGACACCGGAUCAAACAAAGUAUCUGGUGCAAGUGAUGCCACCGCCCGACCUUGUUCCUGAGGUCAUCAGACAGCUGUGCCUGUCCAUGAAUAUCAGCAACGCCGCCAUUCUCUUCGACGAGGGUUACGUAAUGGAUCACAAGUACAAGAGUCUUCUGCAAAACGUGCCGACGAGACACGUGAUCAUCGAGGCGAAGCAAACGACCACCGAGUUGCAGUCGCAGCUGUCGCGGUUGCGUGAUCUUGACAUUGUCAACUUUUUCGUCCUCGGCGACCAGGAGACCCUUAGUGUCGCUCUGGACGCAGGCGAGUCCUUGAACUUCACAGGUAGAAAGUACGCCUGGUACGGACUCACACUCGACGACUUCAGUCUACAAUGCGCCUGCAGGAACAUCUCCGUUCUCUUUUUGAAACCGAAGCCCGCCGCAAGUCAGCAAGUCUUGAGCGAGCUGACCAGUCGUGGCUUAUUGCCGAAACCACUGCUGCUCUCGGCAUUCUACUACGACUUGGUUCGUCUUGGUAUCUCGGCCAUGAGGUCGGCGUUGGAGUCCCGUCAGUGGCCCAGAGAACCCAGUCACAUCAGCUGCGACGACUACAACGUCAACAACACUCCCGUGAGGAACUUUGACUUUUUGUCCACGUUGAAAGUCACGACGCGCAACAGCGACUUUGUCCCGACUUACGGAGGAUUCGCUUGGGGCAAGUCGAAUGGCGACCAUCGCGCCAACUUCAGCAUGACGAUCAAUCUGGUGAUAAUUAACAACGGGAAUCCCAUAUCAACGGAGGAAAUAGGCGCGUGGCAAGCCGACGUCGACGGCGACUUGCAGGUCUUCGAGGAGGAUCUAUUAACGAAUCACACGGCGCUAACGAGCUAUCGCGUAGUAACGGUUCAGCAGGCUCCAUUCAUCGUGUACGAUGCUGAAAACGACACGUGGUCAGGUUACUGCAUCGACUUACUUAACGAGAUUCGUGAGAUUCUCAUGUUCGAGUACGAGAUCCGUGAGGUCGAUGACAAGCUCUUCGGUAACAUGGACGAAGAAGGGAAUUGGAACGGGAUGAUAAAGGAGCUGAAAGACAAGAGAGCGGACAUAGCGCUGGGCUCAUUGUCCGUGAUGGCCGAGAGGGAGAACGUAGUGGACUUCACAGUGCCCUAUUACGACCUAGUGGGCAUAACGAUUCUCAUGCUAAAACCCAAAACACCCACCUCCCUCUUCAAGUUCCUCACUGUUCUCGAGAAUGACGUCUGGCUCUGCAUCCUGGCCGCAUAUUUUUUCACGAGCUUCCUCAUGUGGGUCUUCGAUCGCUGGUCGCCGUACAGCUAUCAGAAUAACCGCGAGAAGUACAAGGACGACGAGGAGAAGCGCGAGUUCAACCUGAAGGAGUGCCUUUGGUUCUGCAUGACUUCCUUGACGCCUCAGGGUGGAGGCGAAGCGCCGAAAAAUCUUUCGGGCAGACUAGUCGCGGCAACCUGGUGGCUCUUUGGGUUCAUCAUCAUCGCUUCCUACACUGCGAAUCUUGCUGCUUUUUUGACGGUCUCUAGGUUGGAUACUCCCGUCGAGUCUUUGGAUGACCUCAGCAAGCAGUACAAGAUUCAAUAUGCCCCGCUCCAGGGUUCGUCCGCCUACACCUACUUCCAGAGGAUGGCCGACAUCGAGAAGAAAUUUUACGAGAUCUGGAAGGAUAUGAGUCUGAACGACAGUCUCUCUGACGUGGAAAGGGCGAAGCUGGCCGUUUGGGAUUAUCCGGUGAGUGACAAAUACACGAAGAUGUUUCAAGCCAUGAAGGAGGCCGGCUUCCCCACGGACAUGGAGGACGCCCUGAGUAGAGUAAGACGCUCUAAGAAUUCCAACGACGAAUUUGCAUUCAUCGGCGAUGCAACCGACAUUAGGUAUCUUACCAUGACCAAUUGCGACCUCACUAUGGUGGGCGAGGAGUUCUCUAGAAAGCCGUACGCCAUUGCUGUCCAGCAAGGAUCGCCUCUCAAGGAUCAGUUCAAUAACGCAAUCCUGGUCCUACUGAACAGACGAAAGUUGGAGAAGCUCAAAGAGAAGUGGUGGAAUCGAAAUCCGUUGAAGAAGACGUGCGAGAAGCAAGACGACCAGAGUGACGGGAUUAGCAUUCAAAAUAUCGGUGGCGUUUUCAUUGUCAUUUUCGUGGGAAUUGGCUUGGCUUGCCUGACACUGGCCUUUGAAUACUGGUGGUAUAGAUAUCGACCCAGAGCCAAUAACGCGAAUCAUAAUAUUCACCAAGUGCCGAAGGGUGUACCAAAUGUUAAGCCGAUAAGAUUUAAUUUGCAACCAGCAGCUACACGCGCGUUUCAGUCACAGCCAAAGUUUCGGGCGCGUUUUUAAAUUUUGAAAAUUUGCUUUGUAUUUUGCCGAUAAAAAAUGUGGCGACGCCCAAAAUAUCGGAUAAAUUGUGGAGAAACGCAAAGUUUGCAUAGGUUGGAAUCUGUUACUUGAAACGCAGUGUCUUUUUGAAAACACAGAGAAUUACGUUUGCACGUGUGCCCUGUAUAUCGUUGAAUGAUGAAAAAUUCUAAAUGUUGAAGAUGCAAGAAGUCUUUCAUUUUCACUGAUACGCUUGUAUGUUAAAAUUUCAAUAAGUUCAUAAUGAAUGCACGGUGUAUGUAUAUACACACACAUCCAUACGUAUGAGAUGAGUAUAGUGUCCAGAAUCGAUAACUUGACCGUCCAAUUAAUAACAGUGUCUGAGCAUUGUCAACCCUCUAAAUCCUUACAACGAAAAUCGGCUUUAUACUCAGAUGAAAACUAAUUACAACAUUUCCAAACGACACUUACCAGACGACGUUACUACUUUGUUACGAAUAAAAUGAAUUAUUCACGCGAAAAUCGCAACAUCUAUAAUACAAAGUUCCAGAAUUCUGUCGUUGGUCGAACUGCUCAUUUCCCUGAUGCUGUUUUGCACGCACAAAUUAUUCAUGUCAAUUUAAGCGAAUGUGUAUGUUUAAUUGUAAAAAUACAUAAUUAAAGACAAGAGGA
Cephus cinctus (wheat stem sawfly) is the source of this 3962-nucleotide messenger RNA. RefSeq names its product ionotropic receptor 25a (gene Ir25a). Lineage: Eukaryota; Metazoa; Arthropoda; Insecta; Hymenoptera; Cephidae. The record is from RefSeq and is a predicted model, not a curated record. The transcript has 5 exons. Bases 504 to 3311 code for a protein of 935 amino acids. Gene Ontology annotation, biological process: monoatomic ion transport; modulation of chemical synaptic transmission; synaptic transmission, glutamatergic. Gene Ontology annotation, molecular function: transmitter-gated monoatomic ion channel activity involved in regulation of postsynaptic membrane potential; glutamate-gated receptor activity. Gene Ontology annotation, cellular component: postsynaptic membrane; plasma membrane.